AUGGCUGAAUCUACUGGUAAAAAUCGAUCAUCUGAUCGAUUUACGUCAUCUUCCAAAUCCACAGGGAGCAACGGCGCAGCUGAGAAAGUGAUGCAAAGAUCAGUGCAGCAAAUGAGGGAAAACGUGGAGCGGAUGAGAUUGACCGAAGGUGCUCUGGUCGAUUCAAGUGGGAAGAUAAGUGACGUUAAUAAAGAAUAUGCGGAUAAUUAUUCGGGAGCGCUGAAGACUGCGAGCGAAGCGAUGACUAGUCUGAAGAGAAAAAUUGAUACUGAUGACAAAUUCAUUUGGUGGUCUUUCAUAUUUUUCAUUGCUGUUUGUGUAUUUAUCAUUUUGAAACGGCUGAUGAUAUUUUCUCUGUCUGCAUGGGUGUUGGCGAUGAUCUCGAAACCAAUAAUGUUUGGAUAUCGAGAAGUUGUCGAGCCGGUGUAUCGAACUUUGGUUGGUGACACGGAGGUGAUUCCGGGAGUGGAAGAAUUGUAG
Molecule: messenger RNA, 480 nt
Organism: Perkinsus marinus ATCC 50983
Lineage: Eukaryota; Perkinsozoa; Perkinsida; Perkinsidae
Exons: 2
Coding region: 1-480 (159 amino acids)
Biological process (GO): retrograde vesicle-mediated transport, Golgi to endoplasmic reticulum
Cellular component (GO): endoplasmic reticulum; SNARE complex
Molecular function (GO): SNAP receptor activity
Source: RefSeq, a predicted model, not a curated record